AACUGUAAAAACAGAAGUGCACUGAUCUUUGAAGUAACAAAGUUGCUUGGUUUGUUCUUGGCCUUUCUUGCCUAGAUAAAACAUCUUGAAGUUUGAAGUAUGUUUAGUGUGGCUUGAUAGUGAAGGGAUUUUGUGGAUGCAUAUACCCUGGGCAUAGGCUGUUUGUCAUUACGAAAAUGGCGGUGAAGAUUGUUAUUCGCCCUCACCCGAAGUCUCAUCCAUUCGCGGAGAGGGAAUGCUACGUGAACCCCAGCGAACAGAUGAAAGUAGGGAGAAGCGUUGCCAAAGUAAAAGCAGCUACGAACAAUUUCAUAUUUGACUGCAAGGUGCUGUCUCGCAAUCAUGCUGUCAUAUGGCUAGAGGAUGGGCAAUUCUUCAUCAAGGAUACCAAAUCCAGCAAUGGUACCUUUGUGAACAGUCACAGAUUAAGUCGUACAGGCGAGGAGAGUGCACCUGUCCCGCUACGAGAUGGCGACAUCGUUCAGUUUGGUGUCGAUGUUACCGAGAACCAAAACAGAUCAGUGACGCAUGGAUGCAUUAUCACCACGUUUCACUGCGACCUGGAUGUGAAGAAAACCGGUAAUAUUGCGCAGGAUCCUAUGGUUGAUGUAUCUGCUCGUGACUUGGAUGAGCUGGCUCGAAUUCUAAUAGAAACUAAGCAACAUCAAGAAGCUCUGGAAAGUAAACUGUCUGCAGUGCAGGUAGACAUCAAUGAAACAAAAACGGAAACACAGCAGGCCUACAAGUCUUACCUGGAUGAGGAUGAGCUGCUGUCACGUAUAGAGAUGUUGGAAAAUCAGCUGCAGUUCUACACACAAGACCUGACCGAGGAAUGUCUGCUCAAGCAGCUGACAGCUGAGACAGAAAAACGGCAUCAAGAAACCAGCAAGGCCAAGGACAAUAUCAAGCGGGUAUUGCAGGAAAAGCUCGACCUAUCUUGCAAGCUGUCUGAGACAAAGCUGGAGUGCGAUCGCUAUCAACAAGAGGCAGAUCGGAGGACAUUGUUGUAUCAGGAAUCUCAGAAGGAGAUGAGCGUUCUUGCUGAAAAGCAACGGCAGCGUCUUGCUGAAAUGGAAGAGCUACGCACUCAGCUGAACAGCAUGGAAGAGCGGCAUUCUGUUUUGGAGCAAAAGUCCUCGGAGGAACACACCGGUCUUAAUGCGCAACUCACUGAGCUCAAGGAGAAGCACGACAAGCUUGUUGAUGAGAGAGAUCGUCUGGUUGGCACUAAUGCUGCUUAUGAGGAGCACCAGGCAUCAAUAUCUGGAGAGAACAGUGAACUUCAAAGUGAGAUUACGACGCUAAAGUUAAAGCUGAAAACUGCAUCAGAGCUCAAACCAGAUGAUACGGACAAAGCUAGAAUAAAAGAGCUUGACCAGCGAUUGGAGGCACUUGAUGAAAAGUAUGGCGACCUGACACAGCAACUGGAGCAGUCACAAACAUCGAAUGGCGAACUGCAGCAGCUGGCCAAUGAAAGACUUCUGACGCUGGAUAAAGUGGAAAGCGAAAUCCAAGAAAAGAGCCGGGCAAUUGUUGCUCUCGAAGGCCGGAUAAAACAGCUGAGUGAAACCCCAGCGACUGCUGCAUCGCCCCUUGUAGCUCUUCCCGUGUCGAAUGGUCCCGCAGCUGUAACUCCCGUCCACGCCGUUGCCGCUGGCUCAGUGGGUAGUGAUAGUAGUGUAGAAGAGAUCAAGCGAUUGCCCAGUCUGGACGAUGGUGAUCUGGAUGGCAGCUUUGUGCCGGGGUCUGCGUCCUCCCCAAAUGGUCGGAAGGAAGGCAUUGCAGCGACACGAUCUUGUCCGGAUGUAGCCCUGCCGCAGAGUCAGUCAGCCGACUUGGCAGCGGCCGGUUCACUAAAAGACAUGCGAAUGUACCAGGCCAUGAAUGCGCCGAACCGCUCCAAUCACUCUUCACCGGCGCAGUAUGUUGCCAUGCGUCAGAAUCUAUCCGACAGUCGUAAAUUCAUAUCUCGGUUACAACAUGAAAAUAAGGACAUGGGUAUCGAGCAGAAGCGACUCAAGGGCCAAGUGGAGGAGCUGGAGAGUCGACUAGGACAGGAGCAGCUAUCUUGCCAGCAGCAGAUAGGUGCCAGCCAGGAGACGUGUCGUCAGUUGCAAGCACAUGUCGAUAGCCAAUCACUGGAGCUUAUUGAACUCCGGCGAGCUGCUGCAGAUAACAUGCUGAGGCAGCAGCGCGAGCUUGCGGGCCGGGAAGAAGAUGCAUUCAACGGCUCUCCAUCGAAAAUGCAUCCGAGUCGUGUUGUGAUGCAGAGGAGCCACUUGAUUGUGUACUGUGUCAGUGCGUUUGUUGUGGGCCUGCUUCUAUCAUACUUCUUAGCAUGCAGAUAACAAGACUCUGCCGGUCUUGAGGUUGCCUUUCUUCAUUUUUACUUAGUGAUAGCCUCUUGUUGAACGGCAGUAGCAGCUUCACCAUGACCACCGGCCACCGUUAUGGACAUACCACAAUCAGCGGUAGUCCCGCAUGUUGAGGCAGGUUUGCGCUGCACUGGAUGUAUCGCACCCUCCAGCAUUGCUGGCAACGCCGCGCAGAGGUAUCGCUGCUAUUUGCUUCACUCGUUUAGCCGUGUUCUCCUGCUUGUGCUGCAUUUGCUCACUGUGGUAAUAGCAGGCUUGACGCUCCAUUAUCCAAUCCAUGAUGCCAAUUUUAUUCAGCAUCCGUUCGCAAUGUGCGGAGGAGCAAUUUGUAUGCUAACUGUACGCAGAAAGUGAUAUGCUAAAAGCACUGGCAUGGUGCUGGUAUCCAUGCCCGGUCUAUUUUCUGGUCUUUUCUUAUCAAGUAUAGAUCUGUUUGCACGUGGGAACGUAGUCAACGUUCAGUCCAGUGCUGCUGUAUUUCUAUUAUUUUAAUUUCCACAGGCUCUCCUUUGUGUGCGUCUGUGUGCGUCUGUUUGUGUGCGUCCGACGUUGUCAGUAGUAGUCUCCCCGCAAGCAUUAAAAGAAUCUCUACUCGCCAAGUUUUGCUUCAUUACUUUCUUUUUUAUUACGAAACAUUUUAGCACGAGGUUAGCCGCAGUAUGUCUGUUUCCUCUGUAUAUACGGUAGUGAAGUUGAGUAUAUGUAUCAUGUUCCUCCCAAUGACAUGUGUAGCUUCUUACCAUUGUCAUCUUAGCAGUAGUAUCGUAUGGACCUACCUUUAUGGGUCUGGUUCUCUUGUGAUUAGAAUCUGGCACUGUAUAUUCUCGCGAACUGCAUGGCAGAUCGAAACGUACAGUGUGUUUCUUCUUUUUUUUUAAUGAACUACAUCACUUUA
Molecule: messenger RNA, 3270 nt
Organism: Sycon ciliatum
Lineage: Eukaryota; Metazoa; Porifera; Calcarea; Leucosolenida; Sycettidae
Product: sarcolemmal membrane-associated protein-like
Exons: 25
Coding region: 177-2348 (723 amino acids)
Molecular function (GO): protein binding
Source: RefSeq, a predicted model, not a curated record